Molecule: messenger RNA, 459 nt
Organism: Dictyostelium purpureum
Lineage: Eukaryota; Evosea; Eumycetozoa; Dictyosteliales; Dictyosteliaceae
Exons: 1
Coding region: 1-459 (152 amino acids)
Source: RefSeq, a predicted model, not a curated record
AUGAAAUUAAUUUUAUUAUUACUCUCAAUUAUUUUUGUUUCUGCUGCUAAAGCUAGCGUUACUGUCAAAUAUGGAACCUGUGUUGGAGCAUGCUAUUGCCCUGCAAAUCAAAUUGAAAAUGGAAAGUACAAAGAUUUAAGUGAAGUUACUAUCCCAGAUUAUCCAAGUUAUUUAGAUCUUAAUUUGUUUUUUAAUGUCACCUAUAAACCAUCUCAAAAGGUAAUUGAAUUUGUUAAAACCGAUAGCUAUAGCCCAAAUCACCCAGAGUUAGCAUAUCCAAUUGACGAAGACGAUAACAGCUACAAUGUUUCUCAAUGUGCCUACAUUUUAUCAACUAAAUUCAAUGAUGGAACAUGCUCUUACCAAUUUAUGUGCAAUGCUGAAGGCUCUUCAUCAUCAUCAAAGUUGGUUUUUAACUAUUUUGUUCUUGCAAGUUUAUUAUUUGUUUUAUUUAUUUAA